UGACAUAAACGUCAAAAUUUUUUUUUGGGGUUAACAAGUAUUAUUGUUAAGAAAAAUGAUUUUAAGCGAAGAUUUAAAGAAAUCUUUGUCGCUUUCAAACAAUAUUAACACAAUAAACGAUCAGGUUUAUAAAAAUCUCGUUGAAAUUUGUUUCAACGAACUUUGCAGGGUCACAGACGUUCCAAAUAUAAGUAGCUUAAACAUAUCAAAACCCGAUGUAGCUAAAGAAAUUCACGCUGCCUUUUUAACUUUAAUAGCAAAAGCAGCUCGAAAUGAUCUCCGAUCGGAUACUCUCAUUAAUAUCCUUUCUAACGAAUGCGGAUUUAGCUCAAAUCGCGCUAAAUAUUUAUCCGAUUUGUAUGAAAAGAACCGGAUUAAGUUACAAAUUAUUUUAGGAAACAUUGGGACUCAUUUACCCAACAUCGUUGAUGUUAAAUGGAAAAUGGAUUUUGUUGUUAAAUCGAGUGAUGUAAGAUUACAGGAAGGACCCAUUUUUAGUAUUAAUUUAAUCACUGAGACUUGGGAUAAAGAAUCGGAAUCAAAUAAACGAGAUUCGAUCGAUUUUUUAUGCACAACCCAAGAAUUGCAAGAUUUAGUUUAUAAGUUAUUAGAGGUGAUGAGACAUUGUAUUAAAAUUGGAAAUGAACGAUAAAAAUAAAUUUUAAAAAAAUUAA
Molecule: messenger RNA, 674 nt
Organism: Onthophagus taurus
Lineage: Eukaryota; Metazoa; Arthropoda; Insecta; Coleoptera; Scarabaeidae
Product: COMM domain-containing protein 3
Biological process (GO): sodium ion transport
Source: RefSeq, a predicted model, not a curated record